Spinacia oleracea (spinach) is the source of this 2783-nucleotide messenger RNA. RefSeq names its product cullin-1. Bases 273 to 2495 code for a protein of 740 amino acids. Gene Ontology annotation, biological process: ubiquitin-dependent protein catabolic process. Gene Ontology annotation, cellular component: cullin-RING ubiquitin ligase complex. Gene Ontology annotation, molecular function: ubiquitin protein ligase binding. Lineage: Eukaryota; Viridiplantae; Streptophyta; Magnoliopsida; Caryophyllales; Amaranthaceae. The record is from RefSeq and is a predicted model, not a curated record. The transcript has 20 exons.
AAUUAACUGGAAAAAAUUUCUACAUUCUUUUACGAGUUUCACCCAUUCAUCUUUAAAGGUGGUAAAAUGCCGAUUUGUUAAAUCUAUAGGUUAUGCCAUCGGGGGAUUUGUUUCACAACGUAGAUAACACACACACAAAAAUACACAUUUCAUCACUACCAAAACGCAUCCCCAUCUUUCUCUCUCCUCCGUACACCGGUUGCCGGUGACACCACCUCCGCCUCUUCUUUUCUCUCUCUUCAGUUGAUUGAGCUAAUACAGUAGAUACACAAAUGAACGAUCGUAAAGUUAUCGAACUAGAGCAAGGAUGGGAGUUCAUGGGGAAGGGGAUUACGAAGUUGAAAAGGAUUUUGGAAGGAUUACCAGAGCCGCCUUUUAAUUCGGAAGACUACAUGAUGCUGUACACGACAAUAUACAACAUGUGUACACAGAAACCCCCUCAUGAUUACUCUCAACAACUCUAUGACAAUUACAAAGAGGCAUUUGUGGAUUACAUACAUUCAACGGUUUUACCUUCUUUGGGGGACAAACAUGAUGAGUUUAUGCUGAGAGAGCUUGUGAAGAGAUGGUCAAAUCAUAAAGUAAUGGUGAGGUGGUUGUCUCGCUUCUUCCAUUAUCUGGAUCGGUACUUCAUCGCUCGGAGAUCGCUUCCUUCUUUGAAUGAUGUUGGAUUGACGUGCUUCCGUGAUCUGGUUUAUCAAGAAAUAUCUGGCAAAGCCAAGGAUGCUGUUAUUGCUCUGAUUGAUGAAGAAAGAGAGGGUGGGCAAAUUGACAGAGCCUUAUUGAAGAAUGUACUUGAUAUAUACGUUGAAAUUGGAAUGACACAAAUGGAUUACUACGAAAAGGACUUUGAAGCUCAUAUGCUGGAUGAUACUGCUGCUUAUUACUCACGCAAGGCCUCAAGCUGGAUUCUGGAGGACUCAUGUCCGGAAUACAUGUUGAAGUCGGAGGAGUGUUUGAAGAAAGAGAAAGAUAGAGUGGCUCAUUAUCUACAUUCCAGCAGUGAGCCAAAGCUUCUGGAGAAAGUACAAAAUGAGUUGCUACUGGUUUACGAAAAUCAGUUGCUUGAGAAGGAGAAUUCUGGAUGUCGUGCAUUGUUGAAAGAUGACAAGGUGGAAGAUCUUUCCAGGAUGUACAGGCUUUAUAGCAAGGUUACCAAAGGGUUGGAACCCAUUGGCAGUAUCUUCAAACAGCAUAUAACCGAUGAAGGAACAGCCCUGGUGCAGCAGGCCGAAGACGCUGCAAUUAGCAAGGCUGAAAAUGCUGGCGGUGGUUCACAUGAGCAGGUCUUCGUCAGGAAAGUGAUUGAGUUGCAUGACAAAUUUAUGACCUAUGUUACAGAUUGCUUCAACAGCCAUACCAUCUUUCACAAGGCUCUCAAGGAAGCUUUUGAGGUAUUCUUAAACAAGGGUGUUGCUGGUAGUUCAAGUGCUGAACUUCUAGCUUCAUUUUGUGAUAAUAUUCUCAAGAAAGGUGGUAGUGAAAAAUUAAGUGAUGAGGCUAUUGAGGAUUCACUGGAGAAGGUGGUGAAGCUUCUCGCAUAUGUCAGUGAUAAAGACCUGUUUGCUGAAUUUUACAGAAAGAAGCUCUCUCGCCGGCUACUCUUUGACAAAAGUGCUAAUGAUGAUCAUGAGAGGAGUAUUUUAACAAAAUUGAAGCAGCAGUGUGGGGGACAGUUCACAUCAAAGAUGGAGGGGAUGGUGACAGACUUGACAUUGGCGAGGGAGAAUCAAACUAAUUUUGAGGAAUAUCUUGGACAAAAUACAGAUGCCAGUCCUGGUCUUGAUUUGACUGUGACAGUUUUGACCACUGGGUUCUGGCCAAGUUACAAAUCUUCUGAUCUUAACCUUCCUGCUGAGAUGGUGAGGUGUGUUGAAGUUUUUAAGCAAUUUUAUCAAACAAAGACAAAACACAGGAAGCUCACCUGGGUAUAUUCGUUGGGAAGUUGUAACAUUAAUGGCAAGUUUGGUCCGAAAACAAUUGAAUUGGUUGUUGGAACUUAUCAGGCUGCUGCGCUGAUGCUCUUUAACACAUCAGAUCGACUGAGUUAUUCAGAAAUAACGACCCAACUAAAUCUAGCUGACGAAGACUUGGUUAGAGUGCUUCAAUCUCUAUCUUGCGCAAAGUAUAAGAUUCUUCUAAAAGAGCCAAGCACAAGAAACGUGAUCUCAACUGAUUGUUUUUCAUUCAACUCUAAUUUUACUGACAGAAUGAGGAGGAUUAGGAUUCCUCUUCCUCCAAUGGAUGAGAGGAAAAAGGUUGUUGAAGAUGUUGACAAAGAUAGAAGAUAUGCUAUUGAUGCCUCAAUUGUACGCAUAAUGAAAAGUAGGAAGGCUUUGGGAUAUCAACAAUUAAUCACGGAGUGUGUGGAGCAGCUAAGCCGCAUGUUCAAGCCUGAUUUCAAAGCAAUUAAGAAGAGGAUCGAGGACUUGAUAACCAGAGAUUAUAUUGAAAGAGACAAGGAAAACCCUCAGCUAUUCCGGUACUUGGCUUGAUCAUAUUCUCGUGUUCUUCUGAGCUUACUCUUUCGAUGCCUUAUAUGUAACAAACCCCGAAUGAUAAUGCCAAUAGUAGGUUCUUAUUGUACAGUAAUUUGGUUUUCCAUGAGUUUAAAAUUCUUAGCCAAUUUUUAAUAUUUUUGGGCUCAUGCAAUCCAAGAAAUCCGAUAGACAUGUUUGUUUAACUAAAUAAUGUGUUCAGUUUAAAAUGUUAUGUUUAGUGAGGUGAAAUAGGUUUUAUGUGCACCUAAUUUCUCCAGAUUUAAUGAUGGUUCAUUCACUUUA